GUAAAAUAUGGCAUGGGUGAUAGUAUACCUACAGCCAACAGUGCAAUGUAUAACGGGAUCUUCUUUGCGUACCCCUCGAUAGCUAUCUCUGGGUAUAUACUUCUGAAAACAUUUGUCAGAUCCAUACCCCCCUUCAUGAGAGUUUGGUACUCGCGAUGGAACGCACGCAGUGCUCCAAAGACGAAGUUGAUCCCAGGGAAAAACAUCCCAAGGUGUAUGAUAGUACCCUUUGCGUGGUGGUAAAUAUCUCCUAUAAUUUUUACCUGACUUUCCUUUUCCGAAAUGUUGCUCUGAUUGAUGCAGAUCGCAUCUACCCACAACACUCUUGGACGAUCC
This is a messenger RNA of Aspergillus candidus, 336 nucleotides long. RefSeq lists its product as uncharacterized. Lineage: Eukaryota; Fungi; Ascomycota; Eurotiomycetes; Eurotiales; Aspergillaceae. The coding region runs from base 13 to 243 and encodes 76 amino acids. The transcript has a single exon. The record is from RefSeq and is a predicted model, not a curated record.